AUGUCCUUAAACCUUCUGCAAGGAGAAAAACUCAUACUAUAUAACCAUAUCACUCAUCCAUAUACGUAUACUUUUUGCAGUCCCAUCAUCGCCAUAUCCAGCUAUAGUGUGGAGCCUUAUGGCGACGGCACAGACGCCCCCGUUUGCACAACAGCUGCUGAUGGGUUUUGGCCAAUCUUUUACUUUGUGGGCAGCAUCACGGUCUUCUUUUUUCUGCCCUUCGGCAUAUUGGUGCUACUGUAUGCGGCCAUUGCCUACAAGUUGCUGCGACCCAAUAAUGCCUUCCAUAGGCCCACCUCACCGCAGACUCAAACAUCGGCAGCCAAUCAGACGACAAGCAAUGCAACCACAACGCCCAGUGUCAAGGGUAACAGCCAUCAGCAGAGCAAUGGCAUGAGGAAACAUCGCAAACAGGUGAUCUUUAUGCUGGUGGCAGUCGUAUCCAGUUUCUUUCUGUGUCUGCUGCCCUUUCGUGCCUUCACGUUGUGGGUGAUUAUGGCAAAUGCCGAGGAUGUGGAAAGCCUGGGCAUUGCGGGCUACUACAAUCUAUUGUAUUUCUCGCGCUUCAUGCUGUACCUAAACUCGGCAAUGAAUCCCAUUCUCUACAAUCUAAUGUCGUCAAAGUUUCGCAGUGGAUUUUGGCGUCUACUGUUGACAUGUCUGGGCCAGGGGCCACGUCAUCAUCACCACCAUCAUCAUCAUUAUCGCUCGCAUCACCAGCGACAACCCUUCGCCACGGACGGCAGUAGACGGCGCACAUCGUCACAAAGGCAGAACCAAGAUGGAGACGAAGGCACAACCAUUCCUGGCUCAAGUUCUGGUAAAGCUCAACAGGCUCGUCGCAUGCUACGUCGAGAGGCCACAUUUCUGAUCAACUCUAUGUCCACCUCAUCGGGCACUGAGCGCACAACAUCAUCCACUUGGAGGAGCAAUAGCCUCUCCGUUUCCGGCCUAAGCGAACGAGAGCGAGGCAUUCUGGGUGCUGCCAUUAUAGGGACAACGGCGGCAACCAUAACCACAGCUUGUUUGCAGGAGCGACGAGCCAGUAAGAGCUGAGAAACAUCAAACCUUCUCCUUCGCCCAUCCCCAUUACCAUGGUAUUUAGUUCAAUUCCAACAAUAGUCAUAGUUAAUAGAAGAAAUCUUGUUGUCAAGACUGAAGUACCUCAGAAGAAGUCAA
Molecule: messenger RNA, 1179 nt
Organism: Drosophila willistoni
Lineage: Eukaryota; Metazoa; Arthropoda; Insecta; Diptera; Drosophilidae
Product: neuromedin-U receptor 1-like
Exons: 2
Coding region: 1-1056 (351 amino acids)
Biological process (GO): G protein-coupled receptor signaling pathway
Cellular component (GO): plasma membrane
Molecular function (GO): G protein-coupled receptor activity
Source: RefSeq, a predicted model, not a curated record